GAAGCACAUUUGAGUAAAGCUGAUACUGAAUUGUGCUAAACUUACCAUGCAUUGGAGCAAAGGAACUAAAGGCCAGCAGAAGGUCCUGACUGUGUGUUUAGCUCAUCUGAAACAGGCCACUUUAAAGAGUGCCUGCGACAUCAUAAUAGCCGUCAUGGCAACUGAAUCAGGCUGUAGCCAUGGCGAUGACCACAGCACUUCAGAAGGAGGAUGAUGAAAGGAGGAACACGCUGGAUAAUAUAUGUGCGCACUUGUGUUUUCGGUGCUUUAUAAUUAAAGCAUGUCGGCACCCAAACCCAACAGUGGCACAUAAUAAAGCUUUAAUUAUAUCCUAAAAACCAUACCGGCCAACACUUAGAUCCUCAAAGUGACUGUGAGGAGCAGCUGAAAUGAGCAACCUGUUAGCAUGUAGCGGAGACUUGUUGUUGUUGUUGUACCGAACUGAAGCUGAUGUUGAUCAUCAUGCUGUGCUGAAAUCUCAUGGCUGAUGGUGCUGGAGGUUUGAUUGAGCUGGAGAAGGGGAGGAGAGAUCCCUUUGUGCCCGGGCCUCCUGCCGUCUCCUCCACUGGAAUUAAUUAGCCUCUUUCUGAAAGGAGAUACCUUUCUAAUUUCAGCCCAUGUCCUGAAACACACACAAACACAACACACACACAUUAACAUCAGCAUAGACCAACUGACGGAUUAUAAACCAUCACAUUUGGAAUGGCAAUAAAAGAGGAGCUGCGGAGCCGUCAGUUUUGGCAGGGGAUCCUGGCAGAGGUUCUUGGUUCUCUGGUGUUUGUAUCUGCUGUUUUGGGCUCUUUAGUGCCGGGGCCGGAUGGGGUGUCCCCGGGACCCAUCUACCCUGCACUGGCUGCUGGUAUGGCAACUGUGGUUCUGGGAUAUUGCUUUGGUGAAAUCAGCGGGGCUCAGGUGAAUCCCGCAGUGACGGUGGCUCUCUUGGCCACCCGUAAGGUGGAUGUGUUGAGGGCUGUGGUGUAUCUGGUGGCUCAGUGUUUGGGUGGGAUCCUCGCGACUGGGCUCAUGUACCUCUCACUGCCUCUGAAGUCAACCGCACAGAACUACAUCAACAAGGUCCCAGUGGAGAUGAACGCAGGUCAAGCUCUUGGAAUGGAGAUGCUUGCUACGUUUCUUCUGGGUUUCACUGUGUUUUCUGUGGAAGAUCAACGCAGGAGAGAAAUAAAUGAACCUGGAAACUUAGCCAUUGGCCUUGCUGUAACCACUGCGAUCUUUAUUGCUGGGAGAUUUUCUGGUGCCAGCUUGAAUCCCGCUCGCUCCCUUGGUCCUGCUAUAAUACUGGGAUAUUGGGAACAUCACUGGGUGUACUGGAUCGGGCCAAUAUUAGGUGCAGUCCUAGCUGGAGUCUCUCAUGAGUUUAUUUUCGCACCGAGCGCAUCCAGACAGAAGCUCGUGGCCUGCAUGACCUGUAAGGACAUUGAGAUAGUGGAAACGGCCAGUGUGUCUCGAUCGUCACUGUCCACAGUUACACAGAGCGCCAUGAGACACAAACAAAACAACAAGCUGGAGCACAGCUGAGCUGACUCAGUUUUGCACAUGUAGUCAGUCACACAAACAACUUUAUUCAUGACAAAUCAACAGAACUGAGUUCUUAAAUACCAGUCUUACAUAAAUUGCAUUAUGCAAGUUAUUAAGAACAGAUUUUUAACAACAGAAGUUUGUCCUGCUGGUGAUUCACAAAUGAGGCUCAUCAAGCAAACAUAAUAGUUCUAAUAUAUCGAAUAUUUCCAGGGUCACACUUUACAAUAUGUUAAUAUUAGUUCUGAUUU
This is a messenger RNA of Danio rerio (zebrafish), 1787 nucleotides long. The record is from RefSeq and is a predicted model, not a curated record. NCBI's taxonomy places the organism in Eukaryota, Metazoa, Chordata, Actinopteri, Cypriniformes, Danionidae.